Verticillium alfalfae VaMs.102 is the source of this 728-nucleotide messenger RNA. Its product is annotated as ubiquitin-conjugating enzyme. Lineage: Eukaryota; Fungi; Ascomycota; Sordariomycetes; Glomerellales; Plectosphaerellaceae. The coding region runs from base 180 to 728 and encodes 182 amino acids. The record is from RefSeq and is a predicted model, not a curated record. The transcript has 3 exons.
ACUACUCCGAAUGCCAGAGCUGCUGCAACAUAUGCCACAUCUAUAUCUGCCACGCUUUCCCUACCUAAAUUUUUGUCGUGAUCGUCUGCUCAGCCAGUCAUCAAAAGCCUCCUCGCUAGGCUCGUGGAAAUAUCUUGUUCGUGCUUCCUUCAACACACUUCACCACACUUGGGAACAACAUGGCAACACCUAAGUUCAACUCCAAGUCGCCAACAAUACGGCGCAUACUCAAAGAAGCUGCCGAGCUUUCCAACGCGCCUUCGCCUGACUAUACCGCUACACCUCUCGAGAGCGACUUGUUUGAGUGGCACUUCACGUUCCGAGGACCACCCAACUCCGCGUUUGCUGAUGGCAUCUAUCAUGGCCGUAUCGUCCUACCGCCUACUUAUCCACUCCGUCCACCGAGCUUUCGUUUCACAACACCCAGCGGCCGUUUCGAAGUUAACAGAGAGAUCUGCCUCAGCAUCAGUGGCCACCAUGAGGAAACAUGGCAGCCAGCUUGGGGCGUUCGGACAGCGCUGGUCGCAUUGCGAAGCUUUAUGGAAACCGAUCCGAAAGGCCAACUUGGCGGCUUGGAAUCAACAGACGCCGUGCGACAACGUCAUGCGCUUGCCUCUCGAUCAUUUAAAUGCCCUGCUUGCGGCAAAUCCAACGAAGAAAUUUUGGUGGAGUCCAAGAAUGCGGCAGAUGCAGCGGCCUCAACUUCCUCCAAGGUCCCCAGCGGGUAG